Molecule: messenger RNA, 1041 nt
Organism: Anopheles gambiae (African malaria mosquito)
Lineage: Eukaryota; Metazoa; Arthropoda; Insecta; Diptera; Culicidae
Product: trypsin-3-like
Exons: 4
Coding region: 100-858 (252 amino acids)
Biological process (GO): proteolysis
Molecular function (GO): serine-type endopeptidase activity
Source: RefSeq, a predicted model, not a curated record
GGACGCAAUCGAUGGACCUUAUAAAAGCAGCACUUCAUCUCCCGUGCGAAGAACGGACCGUUGACGGUUGAACGGUUUGGUGUUACCCUUGGCGCAAAGAUGACGUUACGAUUCGCUGCGGUGUUCUGUCUGCUGUUGGCCAGUUGCUUGGCGGCUGUGCCGAAAAGAAACAUGGCUCGCGUCGUUGGCGGUAGCGAUACGACGAUCGAGGCCCAUCCGUACCAGGUGUCGCUUCGGCGGCUGCACAAGCACAGUUGCGGAGGUGCUAUUUUGAACACAAACACCAUCCUAACAGCUGCUCACUGCGUCGAUUAUCCAGAGCUUGUCCCAUCGGACUUUGAGGUACGCGCUGGUUCCACGUUCCGCAAUGAGGGCGGUCAGCUGAUUACCGUUGCCCAAAUCCACACGCAUCCGAGCUACAACGAUUGGACGCUCGAGUGGGAUAUUUCCGUCUUGAAGCUUGUCAGCUCACUGCAGCUCAGCCCUACCGUGCAACCGAUCAGUCUACCAGACCGAGGCCUAACCAUACCCGAUGGUACCUCCGUAUCGCUAGCAGGAUGGGGUUCGCUUUACUACCAGGGACCGUCCACGAAUCAUCUGCAGCACGUAAUGCUUCCGAUCGUAAGCAACAGCCGUUGCGGAAUGGCGUACAAGAACUUUGCUCCAAUCCUACCAUUCCACAUCUGCGCGGGUCACAAGGGUAAGGACGCCUGUCAGGGUGAUUCGGGCGGUCCGUUGGUGUACCAGAGCCGUGUCGUCGGAAUCGUUUCCUGGGGCUAUGGCUGUGCGUUUGAGAACUACCCAUCGGUUUAUACGCGAGUGUCCGAGUUUUUGGAUUUCAUCGGGCAACACUUCUAACAGACUACCGAACAUGUCGGGGGAAGUUGGUUUGGAGACAGAUGUGGAGCAGAUAAAACUGAGUAUGAUUCGAGCAGUCGAUUAAAAUGAAACCUCACUUACCGUACCGUUUAGUGUUAACUAGUAUCGAUUCAUGUGUUAUUGUUGUGCCUACGAACAUUAAAGCUUCCUUUUCUCAAACAA